Molecule: messenger RNA, 576 nt
Organism: Megalopta genalis
Lineage: Eukaryota; Metazoa; Arthropoda; Insecta; Hymenoptera; Halictidae
Source: RefSeq, a predicted model, not a curated record
CGAUUCGUCGCUGUUUCACUCGAGCUUCCAUUGUUCCCAAAAUUCGCUGUCAUUUUCGUUCAAAAUUAUAGAUCAAGUAUCGUCCUAGAACCCACACACAUAACUACCCACACAACCUUUUGAAAAUUCCAAUUGACCGUGUCAAAAUUCGAAGUGGAACGUUGAACAAAAUUCGUGUGACAAGAUUUCAUCCGAAUUCAGCGUACAAUGAACGGAUUCAAGACUUUGGUAUUGCAAGAUCUCACUCAUGUCUUGCCAUCGAAGAGCCUCCCGAUAUCAGCCAAGCUGCCGCCCUGCAAUCUGCACACCGCGGCCGGGUCGCGUCGAUUCUGGAACUUCUUCGAAUUCGCCAGCAAGGACGAAAUUCCGACCUCCGAGCAAUGCCACGCCAAGGACAUGAUCCCUCCCGAGCAGAUAUCAUGCGACCUGGACGAAAUCUCGAAGACCGCGCCAACGAUUCCAACGGUAACAGCGAUGACUUCGACGUCCAUAAACCCUAGAUCGCGCGGACGCCAGCAAAAGCUUCGGGAAUCGCUCCCAAAUUGCUNUUCAUGGCAGUUUUCCCUAAAAAUCUGA